AUGACGACUGCCCCUAACGAUGUCGAGGAGUAUGACCAGUCUAAGUUUUGGGUCGCUCCGGCCAGAAAUUUCCGAUCUUCAGCACGCCUGCACUUACAGCAUUAUCUCAUGCAGAAUACUCUCGGCUACCUCUUAGAGCCCGCCGUCGAGAAGUCCGUCGUCAGCUCCCAGCAGCUAAAGAUUGCCGACCUCGCGUGCGGCAAUGGCAUAUGGCUAACUGAGCUGUACUCCAGCCUCAGCAAGAGCGGAAUAUCCGCCCAGCUGGAUGGCUUCGAUAUCAACCCCACCAAUUUCCCGGACCCCUUUUACCUCCCGGCCUCUGUUACUCUCAAAGAGCUAGAUAUACUCAAGAAACCGAUACCCGCCGAGCUUAUUGGUAUUUAUGAUGUUGUUCAUAUUAGAGCGUUUGUUAGCGUCAUCCCCGACUCGAACCUAACGCCUUUGCUCUCUGUGGUUUCAGAGCUUCUGAAGCCGGGUGGAUUUCUUCAGUGGGAAGAAACUCGGGGUGAUAGAUUCAUUGUGGAAUCGCCUUCACCGCAUAUAUCCAAGGUUGCAUGUGAUACGAUUAUACAGGUGCUUAAGGAAGGCCAGCAGGCCAGAGGCAUCCGUAACGAUUGGGUAGAUGAGUUGGACCAGUAUCUGGACCGCUAUGGCUUUCAAGGUGCGCGCUUGCGCGUGCAUGAGAAGAGGAAACAAGACUUCAAGGGCUGGACUGAAGAUUACCUGAUGGUUUGGGAGGAUCUGGCCAUCUUUUUCCCGCCAAAAUCAAAGGAGCCCAGCGCGCCAUUGUCCCGCGAGGCCUGGAUUGAUAUGUUUGCAAACAGCGUCACCGAGACGGAGCAAGGCGUUGUGAUCCACCAAGGGAAAGUCAUGACUGCAGUUGGCCAGAAACCGCUAUAA
Molecule: messenger RNA, 900 nt
Organism: Neoarthrinium moseri
Lineage: Eukaryota; Fungi; Ascomycota; Sordariomycetes; Amphisphaeriales; Apiosporaceae
Exons: 1
Coding region: 1-900 (299 amino acids)
Source: RefSeq, a predicted model, not a curated record